GAAUACUUGCUUUCUACACCUACCCACUUUCGUUUCUUGUCUAUUCUAGAUCUUUCUUUCCUGGAGAACUGAAGUUCUUCAUCGUCGGUCUUUACUACAAAAUUACAUAUACACGCAAUUAUGCGUUCCACACUCUUUUAUUCCGUGCUUGCCAGUGGCAUCACUUCUGCUCUUGGAGAUGCGAGCAUUUCCACUUUCCCAGACUCUCUCGCUUUAGCUGCGAAUUUCGAUCCCAUCAAGGCCGCCUAUUGGACCGGUCUUCCUCACCAUCGCCGCACUCCCUUCUCCGUUUCUCCAGAUGGAAACUCGGCCUAUCUUGCCUACCUCGAUAGCACCUAUGCGAAAGUAUACGUGCAGCAAGUUUCUCUCACCGAUUUCAGCGCCGUCGGCGAGGCCGUUUCCAUUACCGCUUAUGAAGCUACCGGGUUGGUGGCCCAAAAUGAUGGGUUUGCCUUGAUGGCAACGGUGAAUGCGACAGGGACUACUGAUCUUCCUACAGAUGGUUCGCCAAUUGUUUCCAUCAUCCGAUAUACCAAUGGCACCAAGACAUGGGAGACGGCGUUGAAUGGUCCAGGAGUUCAUCCUUCGGAUAUGUUGACCUCGACUCCAGAUGCUAAUGGUGAUCUUGUUUACUCCGCUACUGCUGGUCUUUAUGCUGGAUAUUUCGUCGUGGAGGCCUACACUACCGAUUAUGCUGGUCAUUUCGGUGAUUCCAUCCAAUACGUCAAUGACGACGGAGUUCUCCAAUCUAUUUCCGGUGCAAGCAGCAGUUUCGGUUGUUCCCACAACACCGGUAUCGCUAUCGAAGCUGCAGAUGCCGCUCCCUUCGCAAGUGUCUGCGCUGAAGAUCAAGGUGAUAUCUGGUUGAACACCGAAACACAAUACAUGUCCGGUCAAAAGAUCGCCAACGAGAACACCACCAACGGUGUCAGUGGUGAACCCAUGGGCGGUAUGUCCGGAUCCUACUCUAACUUGGCCUCGAUCCCAGGCUCCGAUGGUUAUAUUUUCGCAUGGCAAUCACGCGGUGCUCUCGAUCUUACCCUGAACGAUUGGAUGGGAACCGGAUACACUCAAUGCUCACCCAGAUGGCUCAACCACAACGUCGCCAUCUCCGUCAUGACCGAUAAGAAAACCCUCGCUGGAGCCCAAGCCUCUUCCACCGUUGGCGCCGCAGAAGGUGACACCCAAGUAACCUGGCUCACAAAGUCCUCCACCGAUGAUCAUCAAAACGUCCACAUCGCCGCCGUCAACUCCCAAUACUCCAUCGUCACCUACGAAACCCUCACGUCCCCAGACUGUCAACCAGUCCCCAUGGGCUGCUCAGGUACAUACGCAGGUACCUCUUUCCAAGUCAUUGACAACACCGGUGCCACUGUUGGAUCUGCCGUCGUUUCCACCGAAGCCUUUGUAAGUGGUGAUAUCGUUACCAUCGGUACCGACAAGGUUUGCUGGCCUUACGUCUCUAUGACAUGGGAUUUGAGCACUCCAAAGGAUAGCGCAACUCCAGUGUCGAAAAUGUCUUUCGCUUGUGCUACUUUGGGCGGUAACUCCACUACAACUGCUUCUUCUACUCCAGCAGUAGUUGCUAGCUCCGCUGCUUCUACCGUUGCCGCUAGCUCAGCCGCUGCAGUCGUAGCAUCUACCUCAGCUAACGUAGCCAUCGUCUCCUCCCCCGCCUCUUCCGCCCCCGCACUCUCCGCCUCCUCAGCAGCCGGUCUCGAGAUUUCCAGCUCCGCCUCCGCCUCCGCUUCCCUCGUUGCACCAGUUUCGUCCGCAGCAGCGAUUUCGACCCCUGCCCCUGCAAGCACCACUCUCGCGACCAAAACCCGUACUAAGCACACUAAAUCUACGCACACGAAAAAAGUAAAGACUUCGUCGGCUUCUGCUUCUGCUUCUACUUCUACGGUGGGUGCUGAGUCCGCGGGUGAUGUGAGUGGAGUUGUUUGGGUCGAUGCUGAUGAGUGUGAUAGUGAGGAGGAGUAUUAGAUGGAUGCGUGGAGGGUGUGAGCAGGAUGAGGAUUGUGGUUAGACAGGAAGUGGGGAAGUGAGAUUGAAGAUGAAGAUGAAGCGAGAGAAAGAGGGAAGGGAGGUUUAGGUUAGAAAUUCAUGUUUAUAUUCAUGUAUAUAUACUAGUUUGUCACGAUGAGAAAUACAUUUACACACACACACACACACACACACACACACAUAUAUAUAUAUACAUAUAAAGCAGUUUCAUAUAUGAAUAAAUAAAAAUCUUAUAUA
Botrytis cinerea B05.10 is the source of this 2244-nucleotide messenger RNA. RefSeq lists its product as hypothetical. The transcript is spliced from 2 exons. Lineage: Eukaryota; Fungi; Ascomycota; Leotiomycetes; Helotiales; Sclerotiniaceae. Bases 121 to 1986 code for a protein of 621 amino acids. The record is from RefSeq and is a predicted model, not a curated record.